CCUCCUGCUAAUAUACUUCGUGACGUUAGUGCAGUGCGAGUUGAGAAGUGAAGUGAAUCAUUGGAGGCACGUACGGGCCCCCAUUCGGCAUGGCCGUUCCCGGGCUCAUCUCAUGAGGCAGCACGUGAGGUCCCGGGACAUGGUGCAAGUCAUUGAAGCUGAGACCAGCAGUGAAUUAGAGGGCAUAGACAAAUCUGGGGAGGAUCCAGUUGUGUCUGCUUUGAGACCCUACGGCGCGCCAGAUGAAGUAGACAAAGAAACACCACCAGAUACAUUCCAGAAGUAUUUCGGAAAUUUUUCUGGACCAGUGUACCAUAUAGGCGAAGAGAACGAUUUUUUAUCGGAGCAUAUGAUUAGUUAUAAAUCUGAUAGUAAUGAAACACAGAGGAUAAUGGUCGAAGAUUAUAACAUAGAUUCAACUAGUAGUUUAAAUAAUGAUACCUACGACGUGAAUACGACAACAGUGAAAGCUGUACAUGAAGACGUUGUAACUAAAUUCCUAAGAUUAAUUGAAACACAACAUUUACUAGGUGAAAACUGUACAGCUGGAACGCAUUUGAAUUUAGGUGAAGGAGUUGUAGACAGAUACGCUCAAGAGAGAUUUAGAGUUGAAGCUGACGUUGCUGUGAAUAGAGCAAAUAUGUUAACAAGAUUAUGGAAAUACGCGGGACCUGCCGUAAUGCAUAAUGAAUACUUGUUACACGCAAGUGUUUUUUCAAUGGUUGAGUUUGACGACGACGUAUUCGGCGCUGGGAAUUGCUACGAUCAGUAUCAAUAUAAGGAUUAUCAACUGUUCUGCCCUUUUGCGUAUCGCUUGCCCGAGGGGCCAGUGUUAGCUAAGGAUCUUGCGGUAGAAUACAAAUAUUUGAGCAACACGUCCGAGUGGUUCUACAUCGCCCGAAAGAAUGCCGAGCGCGUGAUACGAAACAAUAAUCAGUUUAAGCGAGGUUACAACACGUACACAUAUAACGACACCGUGCACACGGAGAGAGAGGAAGACGAGAUUCUGGCGGUGACCUACGAGGACGGCAAGUGGUCAAAGCCGUACUACGACUGCGGAGGUGGAAACAUAUGGAUGCUCACCUACACCGUCCCUUUCUUUGGAUAUAACAAUGGAACGUAUUUUUUUAAAGGAACGAGUGGUAUCGACAUAGAUCUCCGGCGGGUAGACAUCGACCAAUGCCCACUCCGGUCAGGCUCCACCCAGCUCAAUAUAUUCGCUGCAACAGACAAGUGUAAGGAGGCGACAACUGAGUGUGUAUCCGUUUCCGGUUUGGGGUUUCGCCGGGGCUCGUACCGGUGUGUGUGCAAACGAGGCUUCUACUUCCCCAACACCACAGCAGAGAACCGCUACUACAACGGGAGUGUCAUUGAAGAGGAAUAUGAGAAACAUUUGCUGCAUCAGCCCAGCCUGUACUCUCAGCCAGCUGCGUUUGAGUGUUCACCGUGCGCAGAGGGCUGUGAAGCCUGUGAUGAUGGUUCACCCUGCGUGGCCGCACUCAACUGGGUUGCACGUACUACGAUUUUCGUACUAGCUUGCCUGGUCAUUUCCUGCCUGCCAUUCAUUGUCUACUUCACUAUCAAAUACGCUCAUGUCAGGGUGGUUCGUGCAGCCAGCCCAGCUCUCUUAAGGGUCAUAGUGCUGGGAGCCUUCCUCAUCUUCUGCACAACGCUGGUAAUGUACGGCCGCCCUACUGUGUUCACAUGUACAGCCAGGGUCUGGCUGAGGGAAGUUGGGUUCUGCUUGACAUACGGAGCCUUGAUGUUGAAGACAUGGAGAAUUUCGGUGAUAUUUCAAGUUCGUUCAGCGAAGGCCGUGAAGAUAUCGGACAUGUAUCUGUUGCGUCGCAUCAGUGUGAUAGUUGGUGUAGCCUGCGUCCUGCUGUCAAUACGCACGAUGGUGGCGCCACCUACUGUCAUUGUUGGCAGAACCAAAGAUGAUCUAAAGGCGUACCUUUGUAGAACGGAUUGGUGGGACCACUCAUUCACUACACUUGAAGUAAUAUUUCUUAUGUGGGGCAUCCGCCUGUGUAUCAUGGUGCGAAAGGCCCCCUCGGAGUUCAACGAGAGCCGGUUCAUCUCCAUGGCUAUCUAUAACGAGUUCCUUCUGUCUGUAUUCCUCAAUAUAUCCAUGUUAUUCCUUCAAUCUCCCGCCAACCCAGAUCUCUUAUACAUAAUAUUCUUCUGCCAUACGCAACUCACUGUCACCCUGUUGCUGUGCUUUAUAUUUGGAAGUAAGGCGUACAUGGUCUUCAAGGGUCACGGCAAGGAUGAGAAGGAGAAAACCGGAAAAUUCAGAUCGAAGCCAGCUGAGUCGACUUACAUCAUGACGACCAACAAGAACACGCGCUUCUGCGAUUCAGUUAUCACUGAGAAGGAUUUAGAGGAGGAGUUAAGAAAGAUACACGACGACCUGAUAAUUUUGAGAGAUCGAUGCUUGCCAGCCCAUCAAACAAUGAGGAAAAUUAACGCUAUGGUCGAAGCUGCUGCAGCAUAUGACCGAAAAGCUGUAGACUCAGGCCCGUUAAAGCUAAACACUGUAUUCAGUGCGGUUGCCGACAGACUUAUGUGUACUGUUACUCCAGCUGAAGAAUCUAGCAGCAGCGGUAGAGAUAUCACCUUCGACCCACCACCUACCCAUAAACAUAAACAAUUCAUUUCCAAAAGCGUUGAAACCAGUAUUGCUGAACAAAGUCAAACUGACGUAACUACAGACUCUCCAAAGCGAAGAACAGACUUAAAUGAAGAGAGCACAGAAGUACAAAAUGGUGUUUUCAAAAUAUCUGGUGAGGCAAACUGUGGUGAUAUACGACCACCAGAAGUGAACAGUAAUUGUUAUAAGUGUGACAAAAGUGAAAAGAGUGAUAAGAAUGAGAUUAAAACAAGUCCCAAUUCUGAUGUUAGGAGUGUGAGGUCGGGUCACGCUAGGACUCAUGCCAUAGUUAUAAACUUGGACGAUAAAAGUCGUUUCACCGAAGAAGUCACUGUUUGAAGACUGUACUUAUUUUCCACUCGUUUUGAAUGUCUUUGUGAAGUUUGCGAAUGUAAAAGUUGUUUUCGAUGACACUAUGCUCAGCGAAGCAGAUCUUUUUAACUAGACGAAGCUUGAUUAUAAUUUUGAAAUUUUAUCUAAAUCUAGAAGUU
Molecule: messenger RNA, 3144 nt
Organism: Leptidea sinapis
Lineage: Eukaryota; Metazoa; Arthropoda; Insecta; Lepidoptera; Pieridae
Product: probable G-protein coupled receptor 158
Exons: 12
Coding region: 113-2992 (959 amino acids)
Biological process (GO): G protein-coupled receptor signaling pathway
Cellular component (GO): membrane
Molecular function (GO): G protein-coupled receptor activity
Source: RefSeq, a predicted model, not a curated record